AUGUCGGUUGACAACAAGAAGGAAGUGGAAAAGUCCCAACAGAGUAGUGACGAACAUUGUACGGGAUCGACGCUUGCAGAGCCGGAUACCACCAUUUACCAAAAUCUUCUUCAUGACGAACACAACGCUACAAUCCCUGGUUGGGAGGCAGACGCUACUCAGGGAUUCUCACAGAUAGGAGCUAUAUUUACGGACGAGAAAUCGACCAUUGAUCUUAAUUUGGAGAUCGAGCGAGUGGUGAAGAGUUAG
Messenger RNA from Talaromyces amestolkiae, 249 nucleotides. RefSeq lists its product as uncharacterized. Bases 1 to 249 code for a protein of 82 amino acids. Lineage: Eukaryota; Fungi; Ascomycota; Eurotiomycetes; Eurotiales; Trichocomaceae. The record is from RefSeq and is a predicted model, not a curated record. The transcript is spliced from 3 exons.